Drosophila bipectinata is the source of this 1335-nucleotide messenger RNA. Its product is annotated as ribokinase. The record is from RefSeq and is a predicted model, not a curated record. Gene Ontology annotation, biological process: D-ribose metabolic process. Lineage: Eukaryota; Metazoa; Arthropoda; Insecta; Diptera; Drosophilidae. Gene Ontology annotation, molecular function: ribokinase activity.
CGCAUUAGUAUCUUAGGGAAACCUUGCUUAUUUUGUCAAAGAUGCUAGCCCGGCACUGCUUCAAAAUUAUCAUUGACAUCUAAGGGAUAACCCUUUUAGACCAAAUGGGAAAAACGCUGGAUGUGGUGGUCGUGGGGUCGGCAGCCAUCGAGUACAUUACACAUGUAGCCGAACUCCCCAGGCCCGGAGAGGUGGUUUCUGGCAUGCAUAUGGAAACUGCUUUUGGCGGAAAAGGAGCCAAUCAGAGCAUAGCAGCGGCAAGGCUGGGAGCCACCACCACAUUCCUGGGCAAAGUGGGUGCCGAUGAGUCCGGCAAGCAGUACAAGAGCUACCUGAGCGAUCAGAAUAUCGAUACUGGGCACGUGGAACUGGUCCAGAACACACCCACUGGCAUGACCGAGGUGGCCCUGGCUGAGGAGGGGGAGUUCUACAGGAUCAAUGUGCCGGGGGCCAACACAUCCAUGACCGGCAAGGACGUCUCCAAGCACAAGAAGAUCUUGAACAAGUCCAGCGUACUGCUCUGUCAGCUGGAGUUGGACAUGAAGACCACCGCCUGCGCUCUGCGCCAGUUCAAAGGUGGUGUCUCCAUCCUCCACAUGUCUCCCAUGCAGAGGGACAUUCCAACCGAGCUGAUCACCUUGCCCACCAUUUUGGUAAUGAACCAGGACGUGGCAGCCACGCUGGCCAACAUGGAGGAACUUCAGACUCCGCUUCAGGCCAAGCAGGCUUGCGAAACCCUGAUUGAUGGCGGGGCAAACAGCGUGAUCAUCCUCAUGCAGGACAACAGUGCCGUCCACAUGUCCAAAAGCGACAAGGCGAUGUGCACCCGAACCCCCGCCGGCGAUGUGCGCCACAUGGCCGACUCCACCGGGUCGGACGACGCCUUCAUGGGCAGCCUUGCGUACCACAUCGCCAGAUUCCCGAAGCUGUCCCGCGAGCACCACAUCAGUGCGGCCAACGCCUGUUCCGCCUACUCCAUGGGCAUCCGGGGCACCCAGCCCAGUUUUCCGGGCCGGAACUACGCUCAGGACAACCUUGGCAACGUCACUCCCACCUUCACUGUGAUCGACGAAAACUCCGAAUUUGGGGCCGAGGGGGAGAAAAAGGAAUCAAAUGAACAACAGAAACCGGAAGAAGCGGCACCACCCCCACCUCCUCCACCAGAGAUUCCAGCGCCGGAAGAAGCUCCGCCCGAAGCGAAGGCCAUAACGGAGGAGGAGGGAGGGGAGGGAGAGAAACGCAGCACUGUCGCAGCACAAUAAAUCCUAGUCUAAGGCUCGAUGCAUUCAUUUAAACUCAUACAUUUCACAAAUAACAAGAAAAAGCCCUGUGUAA